Messenger RNA from Penicillium brevicompactum, 909 nucleotides. Its product is annotated as WD40 repeat domain-containing protein. Bases 1 to 909 code for a protein of 302 amino acids. The record is from RefSeq and is a predicted model, not a curated record. NCBI's taxonomy places the organism in Eukaryota, Fungi, Ascomycota, Eurotiomycetes, Eurotiales, Aspergillaceae. The transcript is spliced from 2 exons. Gene Ontology annotation, molecular function: protein binding.
AUGUCGGACACCCUUCGGAAGCUAGUCGUCUCCAAAACCCUAGACGGCCACACCGGCUGGAUCUGGGACGUGACUCCGUCUCGCAAUGGUGAACUCGCCUCCGUCUCCAAUGACAUGACCAUCCGUCUCUGGAACACCAAUACCGGCCUUCAACGCGGUCCAGCCAAGGAUAACGGCCACUCAAACUGGGUCCGUGCUGUGCGCUUCUCCCCUAGUGGCCGCCUUCUGGCUACUGCGUCUGACGAUAUGACCGUUCGCAUUAGGGACGCCAUUACUGGUUUCACUUACCGCACGCUGCAGGGCCAUACGGGCAAGGUGCGCGUGGUUGAAUUUUCCCCCGAUGGCACGACGCUUGCAUCUGCCUCGGAUGACUUUUCCGUGCGAUUGUGGAAUGCGGGGGGGAGGGCUCCCUUCUGUGGAUUCUCGAAGGUCACUCCGGUUGGGUACGCGCUGUGGCUUUCUCGCCCGAUGGAAAGACGCUUGCUUCGACUUCCGAUGAUAAUUCUAUUCGUCUGUGGGAUACAGCCACUGGCAAGCAAAUUCACUGACUCUUCUAUUCGGGCGGUGUGCUUCUCUCAAGAUGGAAGGCUUCUCGUGUCUGGGUCCCAGGACAAGACGCUGUGCAUUUGGGAUGUGACUUCUGGGAAUCUGCUCAAUGUUCUCAAGGGCCAUUCAGGUCCGUUGCGCCUCAUCACGUUCUCUGCCGAUGGACGCCUGAUUGCGACUGCCGCAGAUGACUUGACAAUUCGCCUCUGGGCUGUGCAGUCGGGGUCACCGCUCGAAAUUUCUUGUCUCGGCGUUGUUACUGGUUAUUCAGGUUGGGUUCGAGCCAUCAAGUUGGAAAAUGACGGUAAUAUGGUGGUCUAUACUUCUGACGACAUGACUAUCAAGAUUUGGGAAUCGGCGUGA